AGCCUGGAAGUCACUCGGGCCACCGGAGCUGGCGGCGUCUCCAGCGAGCGGCGCGGGGCCGGACGCCGCGGUCGUGGGGCCCGCGGGGCGGGCAGCCGGGACGCUCAGAUGCACAGUUUUUGACAUCGGCUCUCCUGGGACCCUCAAGGAGCACUAGUGUCCAGAACGUACUUAGGCAUGGCAGGGAGGACAACCUUGCUGCUUGCCAGCCCCUGCCCACAUCUGCUGCUUGCUUUGCCCUGCUGAGUCUCUCAGUCUGGAGCCUGAGGGACAGCGCCUGCCUCCUGAGGUUGUCUGGGCUCAACUGUCCACAGCAAUGGUGGAGAACUGGACUCCACAGGCUCACAACCUUCCUGUCAGGUUUCAGGGGCCAGUGUCCUUCAUCCUGGGACUGGCAGCCCUGAACAAUGGCUGAGGGCCAGGAGACCCCAUAGAGUGACACGACAGCUUACGGAGUCCAGUAGCACUCCAGUGCCCAUGGACUAUGACCACUUAUCGGCCCAUUCCCAAUGAUGGUGUGGACCUGGCAGCCAGCUGUGGUGCCAGGGGGGCCGAUGUCCUCCCUGGGCCGCACUCAGGGGACUACACUCCCAUGGGAUUCUGGGCCCAGAACGGCAGCAUGUCCCAGCCUCUUGGUGAGAGCCCAGCAACUGCCACGACUCGCCCCAGCCCCACUACUCCUGCAAUGCCUAAGAUGGGUGUGCGGGCAAGAGUGGCUGACUGGCCACCCAAGCGGGAGGCUCUGAGAGAGCAGAACAACCCAAGCCCCUCACAGGACACAAAUGGCACAAAGGCCACCAAGGUAGCCCAUUCCAUGAGAAGCAUACAAAAUGGACAGCCCCCCUCCAGCACCUUGGCUUCCUCAGGGUCCAAAGCCUUCCACCGACUCUCCAGGAGAAGGUCCAAAGAUGUGGAAUUCCAGGACGGGUGGCCUCGGUCCCCUGGCAGGGCCUUCCUCCCCCUGCGGCACCGCAGCAGCAGUGAGAUCACCCUUAGUGAGUGUGACAUCGAGGACACAGGGGAGCCACGGGGGGCCCGGCACACAGGAGCAUUGCCCCUCUUCCGUGAGUACGGGAGCACCUCCUCCAUCGAUGUGCAGGGUGUGCCAGAGCAGAGCUUCUUUGACAUUCUCAAUGAGUUCCGCAGUGAGCAGCCCGAGGCCCAGGGAUCUCAGAACCUCACCGAGUUCCUCCAGGCAGAUCCUGGACCACACCUCACAGCGGGUGGCUGUGGACCUAAGGGGGACCUCCGCAAUGGGCAGCCCUCAAAGGACAAUCUCCUGCCACUUCAGCCUAUGAAGGAAAAGGAGAAGGUCCGAAAGAAACCCGUGCGGGCCCUGGGCGGUGGGGACACAGUGGACUCAUCUAUCUUCCGGAAGCUGAGGAGCAGUAAACCAGAGGGUGAAGCUGGGCGGUCCCCAGGGGAGGCCGAAGAGGGUCGGAGCCCCCCAGAAGCCAGCAGACCAUGGGUCUGCCAGAAGAGCUUCGCCCAUUUUGACGUGCAGAGCAUGCUGUUUGACCUCAACGAGGCGGCCGCCAACAGGGUGUCCGUGGCCCAGCGGCGGAAUACCACCACAGGUGCCUCGGCCGCCUCGGCCAUGGCAUCCCUCACGGUGUCACGGGCCCAUAACCUGGGGGGGCUGGACCCAGCCUUCACCAGCACGGAGGAUUUGAAUUGCAAGGAGAACCUAGAGCAGGACCUUGGCGAUGACAACAGCAAUGACCUGCUGCUCAGCUGCCCGCACUUCCGCAACGAGAUCGGAGGCGAGUGUGAGCGCAACGUGAGCUUCUCACGGGCUUCCGUGGGCUCCCCGAGUGGUGGUGAGGGCCACCCGGCAGAGCCCACCCUGAGUGCUUACCGCACCAAUGCCAGCAUCUCGGUGCUGGAGGUGCCCAAGGAGCAGCAGAGGACACAGAGCCGGCCCCGGCAGUACAGCAUCGAGCACGUGGACCUGGGGGCCCGCUACUACCAAGACUACUUCGUAGGCAAAGAGCAUGCCAAUUACUUUGGUGUGGAUGAGAAACUAGGGCCAGUGGCUGUGAGCAUCAAGCGGGAGAAGCUGGAAGACCACAAGGACCACGGACCUCAGUACCAGUACAGGAUCAUCUUCCGGACCCGCGAGCUCAUCACCCUGCGGGGCUCCAUCCUGGAAGAUGCCACACCCACAGCCACGAAGCAUGGCACUGGGCGGGGCCUACCCCUGAAGGACGCCCUGGAAUAUGUCAUCCCCGAACUCAAUAUCCACUGCCUGCGGCUGGCUCUCAACACUCCCAAGGUGACGGAGCAGCUGCUGAAGCUUGAUGAGCAAGGGCUCUGCCGGAAACACAAGGUGGGCAUCCUCUACUGCAAGGCUGGCCAGAGCUCUGAGGAGGAGAUGUACAACAACGAGGAGGCGGGCCCGGCCUUUGAGGAGUUCCUGUCCCUCAUUGGCGAGAAGGUCUGCCUGAAGGGCUUUACCAAGUACGCCGCUCAGCUGGAUGUCAAGACUGACUCCACGGGAACCCACUCCCUCUACACGACGUACCAGGACUACGAGGUCAUGUUCCACGUCUCCACCCUGCUCCCUUACACCCCCAACAACAGGCAGCAGCUACUAAGGAAGAGGCACAUUGGAAACGACAUUGUGACCAUCAUCUUCCAGGAGCCUGGAGCACUGCCCUUCACUCCCAAGAAUAUCCGCUCACACUUUCAGCAUGUCUUCAUCAUCGUCCGAGUCCACAACCCCUGCACUGAUAAUGUCUGCUACAGUAUGGCUGUGACCAGAUCCAAAGAUGCUCCUCCUUUUGGUCCCCCCAUCCCCAGUGGAACCACAUUCCGAAAAUCUGAUGUCUUCAGAGACUUCUUGCUGGCCAAGGUGAUUAAUGCUGAGAACGCCGCACACAAGUCUGACAAGUUCCACACCAUGGCCACUAGGACCCGCCAGGAGUACCUCAAGGACCUGGCUGAAAACUGUGUCUCCAACACACCCAUUGACUCUACUGGCAAAUUCAACCUCAUCUCCUUGACCUCCAAGAAGAAGGAGAAGACAAAAGCACGGGCAGGUGCUGAGCAGCACAGUGCAGGGGCCAUUGCCUGGAGGGUGGCGGCUCAGGACUAUGCUCAGGGGGUGGAAAUUGACUGCAUUUUGGGAAUUUCCAAUGAGUUUGUGGUGCUCCUGGACCUACGCACCAAAGAGGUGGUGUUCAACUGCUACUGUGGGGAUGUCAUUGGCUGGACCCCAGACUCCUCAACACUCAAAAUCUUCUAUGGGCGAGGGGACCACAUCUUCCUACGGACCACAGAGGGCUCUGUGGAGGACAUAAGGGAAAUCGUGCAGAGGCUGAAGGUGAUGACCAAUGGCUGGGAGACGGUGGACAUGACCCUGCGGCGGAAUGGGCUCGGACAGCUGGGCUUCCACGUGAAGUACGAUGGGACGGUGGCUGAGGUGGAGGACUACGGGUUUGCCUGGCAGGCUGGCCUCAGGCAAGGCAGCCGGCUAGUGGAGAUCUGCAAGGUGGCCGUGGUCACACUGACUCACGACCAGAUGAUCGACCUACUGCGCACCUCUGUCACUGUGAAGGUGGUCAUCAUCCCACCUUUUGACGACGGCACACCCCGGAGGGGCUGGCCGGAGACCUAUGACAUGAAUACCUCGGAGCCCAAGACCGAGCAAGACAGCAUCACCCCCGGGGGCCGGCCCCCGUACCGCAGCAAUGCUCCCUGGCAGUGGAGCGGGCCCGCGUCCCACAACUCUCUACCAGCCUCCAAGUGGGCUGCUCCCACCACCCCUGGCCAUGCUCAGUCCCUGAGCCGACCCCCUAAGCAGACCCCCAUGGUCCCCUUCCGGGAGUCCCAGCCACUGCACAGCAAGAGGCCUGUCAGCUUCCCAGAAACCCCUUACACAGCAUCACCAGCAGGGGCCGACAGAGUCCCUCCCUACCGACAACCUUCUGGGAGCUUCUCCACCCCCGGCUCGGCCACCUACGCAAGAUACAAGCCAUCCCCAGAAAGGUAUGCAGCCGCUCCGCACCCACUGCUGUCUUUUGAUCCCCACUUCAGCCACGAUGGGACAUCCAGCGGCGACUCCUCCUCAGGCGGCCUGACCAGCCAGGAGAGCACCAUGGAGCGCCAGAAGCCAGAGCCUUUGUGGCAUGUGCCUGCCCAGGCCAGGUUCUCAGCCAUGACCGGAAGCAGCGGGAGCAAGCACGCCUCCAGGCAGGAUGCAGCAGGCAAAGAUUCCCCCAACAGGCAUUCCAAGGGAGAACCUCAAUACUCGAGUCAUUCCAGCAGCAAUACCCUCUCCAGCAAUGCAUCCAGUAGCCACAGUGAUGAUCGCUGGUUCGACCCCCUGGACCCCCUGGAGCCGGAGCAAGACCCCCUCUCAAAGGGCGGUUCCAGUGACAGCGGCAUUGACACCACCCUCUACACUUCCAGUCCCACCUGCAUACCCCUGGCCAAGGCACCUAGGCCCACCAAGCUUCACAAGCCACCAGGAAAUAUGGGCCUCUGUGGUGGGGGGCGCGAGGCCGCUGGGAGGUCCCACCAUACAGACAGGCGGCGGGAGGUAUCACCCGCCCCUGUGGUUGCUGGCCAGGGCAAGAACUAUCGACCGAAACUGUACUCCUCAGGCUCCAGCACCCCUACAGGCCUGGCCGGGGGCAGCCGGGACCCACCGAGGCAGCCCAGUGACAUGGGCUCGAGGGCUGGCUACCCUGCUCAGGUUUACAAGACUGCCAGCACAGAGACUCCUCGGCCCUCACAGCUAACCCAGUCCAGCCCCUUCCAGCUCUCUGCCUCCGUCCCCAAGUCCUUCUUCUCCAAGCAGACUGUGCGCAAUAAGCAUCCAACAGGGUGGAAGAGGACAGAUGAGCCCCCGCCACGGCCACUGCCCUUCACUGACCCAAAGAAGCAGGUGGACACCAACACGAAAAACGUCUUUGGGCAGCCACGGUUGAGAGCAUCCCUCCGAGACCUGCGGUCCCCACGGAAGAACUACAAGUCCACCAUUGAGGACGACCUGAAGAAACUCAUCAUCAUGGACAACCUGGGGCCAGAGCAGGAGAGAGACAUAGGACAGUCACCGCAGAAGAGCCUGCAGCGGACACUAUCAGAUGAGAGCCUGUGCAGUGGGCGUCGGGAGCCCAGCUUUGCCAGCCCCACUGGUCUGGAGCCGGGCCUGCCCAGUGAUGUGCUCUUCAGCAGCACCUGCACCUUCCCCUCCAGCACGCUGCCCGCCCGCCGCCAGCACCAGCACCCCCACCCACCCGGCGGCGGCCCCAGCACUGGCCCCGCCACCGGCCCCGCCACCAGCAACAGCUUCCCAGAGAAGAAAUCUACCAUCUCAGCCUCAGAGCUCGCGCUGGCUGAUGGGCGGGACCGGCCAUUGCGGCGCCUCGACCCUGGGAUGAUGCCACUGCCCGAUGCGGCGGCUGGCCUCGAGUGGUCCAGCCUGGUAAAUGCAGCCAGGGCAUACGAAGUGCAAAGAGCCGUCUCGCUCUUCUCUCUAAACGACCCAGCCCUGAGCCCGGACAUUCCACCUGCACACAGUCCUGUCCACAGCCACCUGAGCCUGGAGAGGGGGCCCCCGACCCCCAGGACCACCCCUACCAUGAGCGAGGAGCCACCCCUGGAUCUGACAGGCAAAGUGUACCAGUUAGAGGUGAUGCUGAAACAGCUGCACACGGACCUCCAGAAGGAAAAGCAGGACAAGGUGGUGCUGCAGUCAGAGGUGGCCAGCCUGCGGCAGAACAACCAGCGGCUGCAGGAGGAGUCGCAGGCCGCCAGCGAGCAGCUGCGCAAGUUUGCUGAGAUCUUCUGCAGGGAGAAGAAGGAACUCUGAGCGGGGAGGUCACCGCACCUGCCAUCCCUCAGCCCCAGCCCCUCGCUCCUUCCUUGCAGGCAGGCUGUGGGCUGCUGCUCUCUGUCCCUCUGCUCGGCUCUUGGUUGCAGGUGUGACCAAGAUAAUUGAGCCAGUGCCCUGGCACCAACUGCCCCGCAGCCUUCCCCGUGGACUCAGAAGCCCAGGGAUGGGAGUGGGACCUGAGGGAGCCCUCACCAGAGCUGAGCCAGAGUCUGUUCACGGUCCUCAAGCCCCAGAGGCCAACAUGGUCUCAGGCCUCCCUCCAAGCCACCCAUCUGUGGUGUCUGUGAGCUGAGCCAUGCCCACACUGCCCCUGGGGUCCCCUGCUGUCCCCAUCUGGCCAUCAGAAGCUGUAGGAAGGGGAAGAAGGAGUCAGUCUCUAAACCUCACAGCAACAGGAUUCACAAACCAGGUUUCUUCACCACAUUCAACAACAACGUGGCUUUCAGGGCCAAUCCCCCUGCAUGAAAAAUACAGUGUGAAACCAGCCCUUUCUUCCCCCACGCCCCAGGGAGGUGAGGGCUCCCAGGUCCUUAGCGUGCUAGCUCCAAAAAAUACCAACAUCAUCCCCUCUCAUCCCCCUCUUUCCACAAAGCAGUCAGGAGCACUUUCUUAAGAGUUUAAAUUAUUUUCUUAGGGGCCCCAGGAUAGAGAGAGUAAAUCCCAGCAUCCAGAGUCAACUUCUUUGAGAGAGAAACUCUAUUUCUACAAUCAGGACAGUUUAUACAAUCUUUUUCUAUCAGUUCCUCUCUCAUCAGAGGCCACAGCACCUGGGCCUGGGGCCCACAGGCCCUUCCUCCUGACCUGGCCCGGCCCCAGCGGUAGAGCUGCCACAGCAGCCCCUCCCCCGCCCCCUUCCCCAGCACGACCUAGCCCUGACCAGCAGCUCCAGAGCCCUCAGGACAGGGCUGGAGAGAAACAGCCUUCAUCUCCUCAUCUGGUUUUCUUUUCCUUUGCAAGUCUCCCAGCCCAUCUUGCAGGUCCCCAGCGGUGGCGACACCCUCACUGUGCUCCCUGGGGAGCACAUCGCCGUGCGAACCCCAAGAGACACUGGUUCUCUAAAGGCAAUAAGGGGCAGCUCGCCAGGCAGUCAAGCUGGUGUGGUACUAUGCUGUUCACCCAGGAAACAGUUUUUUUUUCCUUCUUUAAAAACAAAAUAUAUAUAUAUAUAUUUAUUUUUUCAUGUAGAGUUGCGCCAGAACAAGUCUGUAUGGCCACAGUCUGUGGAAUCCCCCAUCCUCAAGCUGAGGAUUGAGACGUGUCCCAUGGGCCGGGGUC
Messenger RNA from Cynocephalus volans (Philippine flying lemur), 7117 nucleotides. RefSeq names its product signal induced proliferation associated 1 like 3 (gene SIPA1L3). Lineage: Eukaryota; Metazoa; Chordata; Mammalia; Dermoptera; Cynocephalidae. Gene Ontology annotation, biological process: establishment of epithelial cell polarity; epithelial cell morphogenesis; regulation of small GTPase mediated signal transduction. Gene Ontology annotation, molecular function: GTPase activator activity; protein binding. The transcript has 22 exons. The record is from RefSeq and is a predicted model, not a curated record. Bases 485 to 5818 code for a protein of 1777 amino acids. Gene Ontology annotation, cellular component: plasma membrane; Golgi apparatus; cytoplasm.